Messenger RNA from Myxocyprinus asiaticus (Chinese sucker), 2430 nucleotides. RefSeq names its product acyl-CoA-binding domain-containing protein 4-like. Bases 300 to 1493 code for a protein of 397 amino acids. Gene Ontology annotation, biological process: fatty acid metabolic process. The record is from RefSeq and is a predicted model, not a curated record. The transcript has 11 exons. Lineage: Eukaryota; Metazoa; Chordata; Actinopteri; Cypriniformes; Catostomidae. Gene Ontology annotation, molecular function: fatty-acyl-CoA binding.
GAAUCAGGAAGUGAACUCCUGGCUGAAAUUCCAAGUAGUGAAAGAUCGCUUUUUUAUUUUUUUAUUUUUUAUUUUUUUGAAGACAGCAGUAAAUAGUUUUCAGACACAAGUUUUGUGCAAAGAGUGAGCUCACCCCGCUCUUUAAAACUGUGUUUUCAAUGUGACCGAUCACUUAAUUGUUUUUGUUACAGUCAUAUAGGAGUGAUCGGGUGUUAUGGCAACAGCAGGAGUACAGGACAGGUUGUCCAGUUAAUGAACUUUCGGCCGCAGGAGUGUGGAAAAGAUAGAGACCGUAUGGUAUGCCAACUCUUACAAUGUCAGGGACCGAAGACUGUCAAAGGCGCUUUCAGGCGGCUGUCGACGUCAUACAAAGCCUACCCAAAAAUGGUUCCUACAGACCCUCUUAUGAAGUGAUGCUGCACUUUUAUGGUCUAUACAAACAGGCAGUCUGUGGCCCAUGUACAGUGUCCCGUCCUGGCUUCUGGGACCCUGUAGGCCGUUACAAAUGGGAUGCUUGGAAUCAGCUGGGAGCCAUGAGCCGAGAGAGCGCAAUGGCUGCUUACGUGGAUGAAAUUAAGAAAGUUGCACAAGAGGUAAUAGACACUAUGCCAAUAAAUGAGAAGACUGCACCCUUUUUCCACUAUUUUGAACCUCUCUAUCAUGUCAUUCAUGAUAUGCCCAGACCUCCAGAGGCACUUAUAACGCUAAGAUCAGAAUGUGAACUAGAAAGUGCAACACAAGAACUGGCACCUCAAGAGCAGGACCUCACAGAGACAGUCCCUGAAAGUGAACCUCAUCUGGAAAGCACAGAGCUAGCUUUGUCUGAGGGUCAGGGGCCGACUAGUGACUCAGAGAGUGAAAUCUUCUGUGACUCACUGGAACAACUGGACAGUGUUAAGCUUGCUGCAAUGCCCGAUAGUUUCCAAAUUGGGCAUGCACGCUCUGAAACCCCUGUAGUCCAGGAGCAUCACUACACCCUGGUCUCUCAGGUGACUCAGAUGGGUGCUGGACAUGGUGGCGAGGGGGCAAAGGAAAGACAUGGUAGCACCUUGAGAAGGAACGCAGGAAGAGAGGGUCAGCAGCAAAGCUGGAGAGAACCCUCAGGUUAUGCGGCCCACUGCUAUGCGAGAUGGAUGGAGCGGUCUGCCUCGGGUGCUGGUUCAGGGGGAGAGGGUGGAGACAAUUCUGAGGGAGGGCCUGAAAGGCUACAGGAUUCCCAGGUGCAACAGCAGAUCGUUUUAGCCUUACGGCAACUAAGAGAAGACAUGCAAAGCGUUAUGGAAAGACUAAAGGUGGUUGAGGGUCUUGCCACCGCAAAUAACUCACAAUGGAGAUCCUAUGUACAACUGACAUCCCCAGAGACAAAGGAGAAAUGGUGGCCAUUCGACAUCUCUGGGCGCACAUUGCUGCUUUUGUUGGUGUGGCCUUUUGUGACUCAGGGCUUGCUGUUCCUACUGAGGCAGAGGAAGAGAAAGCUUCACAUGUGCAUAUGAAUUUACCGUGCCGAGUGGAAAUGAAAGGAAAAGUCAUGUUAUAGAAUGAUCAAUAAUACAUUUGGCUUUCAGUGCUUCAAUUAAAGCACUUGAUAAGCAGACUCAAGUGAAGAGAGGAAAUAUUCUAACCUCAUUUCUUAAAUGGAUCUUACCAUUUAAUAUUAAUAUGUGCAAUUUUCAGAGAAAUUCUGGGUUUAAUUGUGUAAUUUAAUGUUUAUAAUGUAAUUUGUUCUGUGUAAUUCUGGUUAUAUGUAGCAGUGUGCCAAGGCAGUCACUGACUGUCAAUAAUGUAUGAAACCUAUAUUCUUUUUUAAAUAAGCACCAUUCAUUAGUACUGGUUGCUGAAGUCUGAAAUAUUAACCAUGUAAAUGCCAUCUGCACCAAAAGGAUUUAUAAAAAUCUUGCUUACACUAUGCCAUAGGAUGCCAUGCACUUUGUGGAACUGACUAAUAUUGGUGUAAAAUGUAUGCAAUCAAAUAGUCUUUAAUAACUACAGGGGCCUUCACUUGAGUAAUAUGUACAUGCAGAAAGCUAUCACUCUGAAAUGAGAAAAAAGAACCACAGACUAUUUUUGACUGUACACAAGGUGUGUGGUCCUGUAAUUAGAGGAUACUAAUAAAUGCACAAAACAGUUCCCUUGUACAUGCAAUAAAGGUCACCCACUUAAUGUUUAAGAGAUUAAGCAUGAGAUUAGUAAGCAGUUACAGACAGAUGGAAUUAGCGAUUGCUGGUAUGUUUUACUUUGUGUAGCUGCAACUAAAAGUGGGUUUGAAUGGAUACUGGAUUCAUUUUGUAAUAUCAAGGGGAGUAAAAUCAAACUAAAUCCAUUACUUGAGGAACGGAUUGCGUUUCAUGUUAAAUGCAUUCAAGUGCAUUUUCUUCUAUCCUCAAACUCACACACCCAUUGUUACAGUGCAAAUAAAGCAAAUAUCUAGUC